Sorghum bicolor (sorghum) is the source of this 1493-nucleotide messenger RNA. Its product is annotated as expansin-B15. Gene Ontology annotation, cellular component: extracellular region. The record is from RefSeq and is a predicted model, not a curated record. Lineage: Eukaryota; Viridiplantae; Streptophyta; Magnoliopsida; Poales; Poaceae. The coding region runs from base 343 to 1320 and encodes 325 amino acids. The transcript is spliced from 6 exons. Gene Ontology annotation, biological process: sexual reproduction.
GUGAUGGCAUCGUCAUCUACCAAACGAGGUAAAUGUGAGUCGCUUUCCACGCCAUCUCUGAAAUUUUCCAACAACAGCAAGCAUAAACCCCGGCGCUUCCUUCUCUCCAAUCUCCGGUGCCCGCUCCGCGCCUCCACGCGCCGCGGCAGGGACCACCGCCUGUAUUCCACGGCGCUAGCAGCUAGCUUCCCGACUCCCAGUGCUUAACCCCAGCCCCAACGUCGACGGCCGGCCGGCCGCCUCGUCGCUGCAAGCACCGCGUCCCCGGGCGGCUGGAGGCUGGAGCCCGCAGGCUCCCAGGGCCCGCCGCAGGACUACUGAAUUCCACUCUUCUGCCGUUGUAUGCUUUGUUGUGCUGUUGGUGAGCAGAGAAAGACGGAUUCACAGAGCACGGUGGUCUCCAAGUCUGGCAGGGUGUGUUGUUGUAUGGCUUCCACGCUCCAGCUGUUGUUUUCCAUUGCCAUCACAGCUUUGGCCUUUUUCCUCCACCCAUGUGCAUCCACUGAGUUCCGCCGUGAGCUCUAUGGUUGGUCCAAUGGCAUUGCUACAUGGUAUGGAGCAGCUGAUGGUGCCGGAACUGAUGGUGGUGCUUGUGGAUACCAGAAUGCUGUGGACCAGCCACCCUUCUCAUCCAUGAUUGCCGCUGGCUGCUCUUCCAUCUACGACUCUGGCAAGGGCUGUGGCUCUUGCUAUCAGGUUGUAUGCACCGGCAAUGAGGCUUGCUCUGGUAACCCGGUGACUGUCGUCAUCACCGACGAGUGCCCUGAUUGCCCGUGUCCAGAUGACCAGGUCCACUUGGACAUGAGCGGGACAGCGUUUGGCGCCUUGGCCAAGCCCGGGCAGGAGAGCCAGCUGCGUGGCGCUGGUGCCAUCCAAAUCCAGUAUACCCGGGUGCAGUGCGAGUGGCCUGGCGUGGACGUGACCUUCUCGGUGGAGUCCGGCUCCAACCCGAACUACCUGGCCGUGCUGAUCGAGUACGAGGACAGCGACAGCGACCUCUACUCCGUGGACAUCAUGCAGCAGGGUCAGGGCGGCACGACGGGGCAGUGGGUGCCGAUGCAGCAGUCGUGGGGCGCCGUGUGGAAGAUCAACUCCGGCGCCGUCCUCCAGGGCCCCUUCAACAUCCGCCUCACCUUCAGCUCUGGCAGGGUGCUCGUCGCCGGCAACGCCAUACCUGCGGGGUGGAACGCCGGCGUCGCGUACCGGUCAGGCGGCGUGGCUGUGGCGAGGGCCAGGCCCCGGAGCGGUGUCUGCCGGCGCUACGAGGCUGCCGGAGCACUGCACCUUUUCGUGUUGUCAGUGGUAUUGUUGAUGCUGUGAGCCUGUGAGCGGAGAUGCGAUGUAAUUUUGGUGGUGGUGUGAGCGUGCAAAUUAGGACUACCUGGAUUGAGUAGUUUUCUUGAUGCUGUGGUCAAUUCUGCUGGUCAGCAAAUCUCCGUCCAUACAAUACUCCGUCUCAAAAUAGAAUCAAUUUCUAAGUCACAAAAAAAAAA